AGCGCAGUGAAAACAGAAACCCAAACCGGUCAUGGAGGCUAGUUAACGACUGUGCGCCGCGCUUGCGAAUAGUAAUUUCAUCGAGAUAUUGUGAUAUUACGCGGACGCCAGAGAAUCAACAGAAAUAUUGCCGGUUUAAACGAAAAUGGGUGCAUACUUGUCAGAACCAAUUACAAAGAAAGUGUCGAGCGACCAAGUAGGCAAGAAUGUCGCAUUCGGCGCGAGUUCCAUGCAAGGCUGGCGAAUUAGUCAAGAGGAUGCACAUAAUUGUUGUAUAGAUUUUGAUGAAAAUGUUUCAUUAUUUGCUGUAUAUGAUGGUCAUGGGGGACACGAAGUAGCAACUUACUGUGCAAGUAAUCUCCCAGAUUUUAUUAAACAAACCGAGGCAUACAAAAAAGGAGAUAUUAGGCAAGCUUUAAUAGAUGCCUUUUUAGGCUUUGAUGCUACACUCGAAAAGCCUGAAGUAAUUAGUAUUCUUAAAGAAUUAGCAGGAACAUCCACUACAGAUAAUAAAAAAGAUGAUUUAAACGAAUCUGAUGAGGAAGAGAAUGUUAAUAAUCUAUGUAUGGAAGCAACAAUGCCAUUGGAAGAAGUAAUGGCAAAGUAUCAAUCGGAAUCAAAUCCUCAAGUAAAAUCUUUGAAAAAUGAAAACUGCAAUAAAAGAACUUGUUCCGCAAGUCCUUACUUACGUGGACGAAGGGGUAGAGAGAAAGCAAGCUCGUCGUCGUCAGGGGCAGGAUGUUCUUCGUCUUCAUCCUCGUGGAAUACAAAUGAAGCUGAUGUAAGUAGUUCCAGUCAACCAUGUGGAUCAACUUUAUCUAGCACAAUGGAACGAAAAGAUUCUGAGUGCCCUGGUAACAAUGAGGCUGAACAAGUUCUUGAUUCGACUACCAGUAAUGGAAAUGUACACACAUCCCCGCCGGUAGGAUCAACAGCAGAUAUAGAACCAAUAAAGACUGCAGAUAUGCCUGAUAGUUCUGAGGAUAUAAACAAAAAAGUUACGAGUCCAGGAAAAAUUACGUGCGACGAAUCAAAUGAAAAUGAAGUAGAGUUAAAUGGUGCUGAAUCGAAACGAAUUGAAGAUGCAGACAGCAGUAAAGGUGGAGGUGACAAUGUGUCUAGCAGCUCGUGUAUUCCAGUUGAGAACGGAGAUGCGGGACAACAAGAAAGAAUAAGUAGUACUGGUAGAAGAAGGAUUCAGCCUAUCACUUUGUACCAUAAUCUUCUUAAAAAAGAUAGCGAAGAUUCUGAAGAAGAUGAUGACGAUGACGAAAAUGAUACAACCUUUGAUGGAGUUCCAGAAAGUUUUAGCGACGAAGAUGACACAGAAGACAUAGACGAAGAUGAAAGCGACGAAGACGAAGAAGAUGAAGAUCCAGAUGGCAAUAUUGAUGAUGAUGAAGACGAUGAUGACGAUGAUGAUAGUGGGAGCCUCAUGAUGGAUAAAGAAGAGCCGGGUUAUGAUAGUGGAUGCACUGCAGUAGUUGCUGUGUUAAAAGGGAAUGAAUUAUACGUGGCAAAUGCUGGAGAUUCCCGUUGUGUUUUAUGUAGAGAUGGUCAAGCGGUUGAACUUAGUUUAGAUCACAAACCUGAAGAUGAACCAGAAAUGGAGCGCAUAGUAAAAGCUGGCGGAAAAGUUACCGCCGAUGGUAGAGUAAAUGGUGGCCUUAAUUUAUCAAGAGCGCUCGGGGACCAUGCUUAUAAACAAAAUGCAGAUUUGCCACCGCAAGAACAAAUGAUAUCGGCACUUCCGGAUGUCAGGCAUAUUACGAUUGAACCAGAAAAGGACGAGUUUAUGGUGCUUGCUUGUGAUGGUAUUUGGAAUUUCAUGUCAAGUCAAGAUGUUAUACAAUUUAUUCGUUCCCGCUUGACACAUAAUCACGAUAAACUUUCUCAAAUUUGUGAAGAGCUAUUUGAUCAUUGCCUUGCACCUGAUACUUGUGGAGAUGGUACAGGUUGCGACAAUAUGACGGCUGUAAUAAUUCGAUUUAAACCACAAACUGAUACGGUAACAAACAGUAAUACCGUUGAGAUAUGUACUGCUAAAAGGUCGUUAUCACCGACUAUAUCCGCGGAAGAAAGUAACGACUGCGUUAUACAAGAUGAUGCGGUGAAAUCUUGCAAACGCCUUAAGACCGAAGCAGCUAUGUGAGAUUUGUGUUAAAUGUUAUAAACUGAUCUCUGGAAACAGAUGAGUGAAUGUGAAUUUAUGUAAAAUUAUGUAAUUCUAUGGAACUGUGAAUUUCGAAUGGAUACUCGAUGGUGAUCGAUAACAGUUACAUCAAACAACAUGUAAAGUAUGUUAGUGUUGGCUAUUGGUGGCAGACUGAUAAAUUGGAGCACAUGAGGAUGAUAAUUCGUUGCUUCUGUUUUGAUUUUGUUUUUAUUUUUUUUUUAAUAUAUUAACUUACAAUUCGUACAUUUAAAAAUUAUUUAAUUACACCUAUUAAUGGUGGAUAGUGUAUUAUACGGUCUAACAUUUUGAUAAAAGCUUGUACAAAAUAUGUAAGACAGUCAUACAAACAUUCUGUAUAAUUAAUAAAGUAAUCGAUGUUUCUCUUUAUAAGUACUUUCUAUGGUAAUGAUAAGGUAGGUAAUAAGUAAUAAAAAAUAAAAUCAGUCUAAAAUCAUUUAUUAACAAGAAGAGUGCCAAGACCUUUAGAUCUAUUCAAUGUCUAAACGAAAUCAAUGACCCAAAGGUCUUUUCGCUCUCCUUGGAAGUCAGAGCCUCGUAAGAUUUCAUAAACAUCACGUACAAUAGCAGUUAUGUUAAAACUAAACAUUUUUUUUUUUGAUAAAUUUUAAAUUUUUCGACUUUACAUAUUUAAAUAUCGUUGACUAUUUUGAUUUUUUUUAUUAAGUAAAACCUAAUUAUACAUCAUCCCAUUUGCUCCAUCAACAUUUAUGGAAUAUACUCUUUGAGUUUUUAGAUGACAUCCAUAGUAGAUAUGUAAUUGUACAUAUUUAUAAAUUUAGACUAUAGGAUUUAUAUUUGUAAUUCAACACGAUACCAUUUCUUAUUUUUACGAAAUAAAGUUUAUUUUUGAAUCCCUGGGUAUAGUGGUUGAAUGGAUGGGUGAGCGAAUAAUCUUAAAAACGUGUAAAACCGUAUUGUGUAACAAAGACGAUUGUGUAUUGCGCGUUGGUAAUUUGUGAUCUUGUACUAAAAGUACUGUUUAAAAGGGUAUGUAAUGUGUUGUGGAAUACUAUCUACUUAAACUGUUUUAAAUUUCAUUUCGAAUUUCUCAUAGUAUCGAAAGUGUUCCGUAAAUUAAUAAUAACAUAAGGAAAAUAUUUAUUUAUGAAGAAAAAAAAACAAUAAAAUUAUGGAUUAAAGAUAUUUACACGCACGCGAACGAUUUGAGAAUUGAAAAUUAAUAGGAUAUAUGUAUUAGGAGUAAACUAAAUUCGUAUAAAUAAUAUGUAAAGAAACGAGGAUAGCAAAAUUAUUUACAAGUUUUGAAAAACGUACAUAUUUUAUUUUCAUUUAAAUCAUUUGACUUACACUGUGGGCUUACAUAUUUUAUCGUCUAUAUAAUUAUUUAGAUUUUCUUUCUAUAUGGUUGCAACACAUAAAUAAAAAACAUUGUUAAUAUUUUAAUAUAAAAAUAACACUUGAUAAAUCUUUUUCAUAUCAUAAUUGAAAUUUUAUUGCAGUACUUUUAUCACAGAACAGACAUACGAUAUAAUAAUAAUUGUGCAUUUGCAAAACAUACAAAGUUUUUAUUCAGUUAACAUAAUAUAGCUAGUAGAUAAAUAAUUAUAUAAAUUAAUCACUUGCAACGUCUAAGAUUGCUUCAAAUUUUGUACUGUUAUUCCACCUUCUACAACUGCUCACAUGUAAUUGCGGCUGUUAGUAAAGAGUAAUUAUAUAAACGUUGUUUAUAAUUAUAAAGAAAGUAACUUACGAACGAAAAAAUAAGUAACACUAUUAUCAAAAUGAUCAGUAAUAUAUGAAUACUAGAAGCAGUACAUAGUAUUACUCAGAAUUAACUAAUGUGCCUUUCUGAUUCAGGGGUUGAGAACCUUCACAAUAUGUAUGUACAUUUGAUGCCGUCUUAUUAAGAAGGGUUUAAACCCCGAUACCGUCUUAACUGCAAACUUCGUCAUGAAUUUAUGUAUAAAUAUCUUGUUUCAUAAUAUAUGUCACUUCAAUUAUU
Osmia bicornis bicornis is the source of this 4160-nucleotide messenger RNA. Its product is annotated as probable protein phosphatase CG10417. The transcript is spliced from 6 exons. Gene Ontology annotation, molecular function: cation binding; protein serine/threonine phosphatase activity. The record is from RefSeq and is a predicted model, not a curated record. Gene Ontology annotation, biological process: protein dephosphorylation. Bases 146 to 2152 code for a protein of 668 amino acids. Lineage: Eukaryota; Metazoa; Arthropoda; Insecta; Hymenoptera; Megachilidae.